AACGAAGCUCAGUAACACAAACUCCAAUUCUGUUCCCUUGCACCCUUCCUAAUAAAUUUAUGGACAGUCUGGGUCAGGUUGUGGCUGGAUUUCUAUAUUGCUUGAAGACUUGGAAAAUUCUGUGUAUUAUUUCAUACAUGCUUCUGUAUCUUUUUUCAUUUCCCAAUGGGUUAUUAAUUUCACAUCAGAGAAAAGAGUCUAGUUGUGGGAUUUUUUUUCCCCUAAACCAGCAAUUUCUUUGAAUAAAAGUUGAAAUUUCCUUUUUCAAAGGUUUGUAUGUUUUCUUUUGUAUAUUAGAACUAUGACUGUGUUUAUUCUUACAAUAGUAGCAUCUGCAUAAAUCUAACUAUUGCACUUGCCCCAAAAAGCCUUAGAAAAGUCAGUUGCAGAGAUUUGUAAUGAAAUCUAAUAUUACUAGGUUUUAACGCUAUAAUAGCUUCAGUGUUAUAAUAGUCUUUUAUAUUUCCUUUGGGGGAAAAUGGAUUACUACUCUUUUUCAGAAGCCUGUUCCCAAGGUAAUCACUUUUUAAAGUUUUCUAUGUUUCUGUUUGUUCUGAAGAAGAUUUGUUUGUAUGAAUGUUAAAAGGACAUUUAAAUUAGUUUUCAAGGAUAUUCCUGCUGGAAUUAAAAUAACUCUAAGUGAUCUUUAUCACAGAUUUUUUUUUUCCUUUGAACGAGUAGGAAACAGCUAUUUAGCUGGUUCUAUUAUGUAGCAAUUUAAAACUAAUGCUGUAGGCCAUUUUGUGGUUGUUCCCUGUGGCAGAUACUUUUGUACCUUAAAAUUGUAUUUUGCUAUUUAAAUUUUUGUCUCACAGGGCUUUCUUCCUUAGAUAAUUUUGUGAUACAAUUGAGUAUACACAUACUUAAUUUAGAUAUGUUCCUGUAACUUAGUAUAUCAUAAUUUUUUUGUCUUAUAGUCUAGCUUCAAUUCAGUUGAAUAAUAAAUUUACUGUAUAAAAAUUAAACACCUAAAAAGAUUAUUAAACUUCUUCCAUGUAUAGCACAUUAGGCAAGCUAAUUGGAAAUUUGGAGGAAGUAAGCUAGAGAUUUUUCUAAAAUUUUACUAGUUUUCUCUGAAAGUUAAUAAUUUAAAUAUCAUUUAGCCAAAGUAUGUUACUACUAAAAGUGACUGUUCUAAGGCUGUUUGUAUGAAGUAUUAAAUAUAUGUUCUUUUCCUCAAGGCUUUAAUUAGUAUCUUUUGGCCUUUUUAUGCUUUUGUUAUUUGAUUAGCUUAAAUUUUUCUUUUCUGAGUGUUCAGUCAAGUUAUCUGUACUGACCAGAAGAGGAAUUUCAUCUUUUGCUUUCUAUUUAUUACUUGAACAUUACUUUAAAGUGACUUAUAAUUGGAGACUGACAAAUUUGUGUUUUCUUCAAACAGAUGAAAACUUUAUUCUCAAACAUGACAGAGCGUUCCUUUUGUCAAUGGCAAAUCGAGGGAAACAUACCAAUGGUUCCCAGUUUUUCAUAAAGAGUGUUACACCGUGCGCUCCAAAGAAAUUAGACGGGCCUAGUGGCGCAUGUCUGUAUUCCCAGCUACUCAGGAGGCUGAGGCAGGAGAAUCACUUGAAUCCGGGAGGCAGAGGUUGCACUGAGCCGAGAUCGUGCCAUCGCACUCCAGCCUGGGCAACAGAGUGAGACUCCAUCUCAAAAUAAACAAAUAAAAAUAAAAGCACUCUUCUUUCAUAUAAUAGAAUCACUAGCUUCUGUACCAAUUUCUUGUCUUUAGUGUACUUUGGUAAAGUUUUAUAAUUAAAGCACAUUUCUAUCUUGAAGUUACCAUCCAAGGUGGUUUCUGGAUGCUAUUUUAAUGGUUUAAACACUAGUGGCUCACUAAUUCACUAGAUAGUUUUUGUUCUGUUUUCUUUUUGCUGCCUGUUUUUAUAAUUACAUUGGCAUGAAUUUCCACUUUUCAAUCUUCUAAGGAAUAUCUGAGAUUUGUGCUUUUAAAACUUAAUAUUUCCUUUAAAAUUCUGGAACUUCUUAAGUUGACAUUUUAAUUUUUUUUAAUUAAAUUCUGUAGUGCUCUUACAGAACUGAAUAUUCUUAAUGUAAGUAUAAGCAUUACAACUCCUUGUAGAAUAAAUAUUUUUAGCAUUGUUACGAAGGUUAAAAACUGGGUUUUGUUCACUUACAUGUCUUAAAAUUGCCUUAAAAUGAAUACAGAAAUUUAUAUGGGAGCUUCUAGUACAGUUGACUGCUUUAACAUGGCCUGACAUCUAGUGAUAUUUUUCUGUCUUUCAAAUUUCUGUUUUCUAUCUCUUAAAUAUCUGUUUCUCAUUCUUAUAAAUCAAGAUGUUUGUGGUAUAUAAUUCUGAGUCUAAUUAUCUGCUUUUGAAUUUUUUCCACUCCAAUUCAUAUAAUGUGAAGAUCUGUGAAAAUGCUAUGGGAAAACUAGCUUGGGUUCAAAAUAUCUUAACCAAAUAUACCCUGUAGGCUUCCCAAGAGUGACUGUCUGACAGUUGGUGACUGUAGAAGAAGCCGGUUGGGUGUUUUCUGGGCCAAGGAAAUUUAAAAUGUCUGUAAUGUUAUCCAUCAUUACUUUUUGCUGUCAGAAGGGAUGGCAGAUUGAAGCUUUUCUCCCUAUCGCAUUUUCAGAGUUGCUGUGUCAGAGCUCCACCUUGGGUGAAGGAAGAUGGGCAGGAAUUCUGGAAACAGAACUCCUAAGACCUACCUCUGCCUGCAUAAAAAUGUGGACUGACUCAGUAUGAGAAAUAACAAAUAAGAAAACAUUUAAGUGUUUGGGGCAAAUGUUAAUCACACUUUCUUUCCAUAGGGCAAAUAGGAGGUGCUUUUCUUAUUUAAUUACGCUGAUAAAUUUUGAGGGUUUUUUUUUUUUUAAGUGUUUUGUUGUUUUGGAGUUGAGAGUAACUUUAAUUUUUAUGUGUAUUCAUGCUGUGUAUUUAUGGCUACAAGUCAAACUGAUUUCAUAUGUAUACAUACAUAUAGUCUAAUAGAGAUGAUUGUAAUUCAUUAUAAUCUUGAGUUUUUUAAAUUAGUAAGAUGGCUACUAUUGCUGUUUUGGGGUUUUUAAGAUUAGAUAUAUAUCAUGUUUAACUUUUUCCCCUAUCUUUUUAUCUUUACUUCUUUGUUCUCUACAUGCUGUGUUUAAACCUUUCUGCUCUCUUCACCUGAACACAUCGUGUUUGACAUCAUCUUUGUGUUGAUGUUUAUUACAUAGUACCACAAAGCCUGCUCCGCACCUGGAUGGGGUGCAUGUUGUCUUUGGACUGGUUAUUUCUGGUUUUGAAGUAAUCGAACAAAUUGAAAAUCUGAAGACCGAUGCUGCAAGCAGACCAUAUGCAGAUGUGCGAGUUAUUGACUGUGGAGUACUUGCCACAAAAUCAAUAAAAGAUGUUUUUGAGAAAAAAAGGAAGAAACCAACUCAUUCAGAAGGCUCGGAUUCCUCUUGCAAUUCCUCUUCUUCAGAAUCAUCUUCAGAAAGUGAAAUUGAACAUGAGAGAAGCAGAAGGAGGAAACAUAAGAGGAGGCCAAAAGUUAAACGUUCUAAAAAGAGGCGAAAGGAAGCAAGCAGUUCAGAAGAGCCAAGGAAUAAACAUGUAAUGAACCCAAAAGGUCACUCUGAGAGGAGUGAUACCAAUGAAAAAAGGUCAGUUGAUUCCAGUGCUAAAAGGGAAAAACCUGUGGUCCGCCCAGAAGAGAUUCCUCCAGUGCCUGAGAACCGAUUUUUACUAAGAAGAGAUAUGCCUGUUGUUACUGCAGAACCUGAACCGAAGAUUCCUGAUGUUGCACCCAUUGUAAGUGAUCAGAAACCAUCUGUAUCAAAGUCUGGACGGAAGAUUAAAGGAAGGGGCACAAUUCGCUAUCACACACCUCCAAGAUCAAGAUCCUGUUCUGAGUCAGAUGAUGAUGACAGCAGUGAAACUCCUCCUCACUGGAAAGAGGAAAUGCAGAGAUUAAGAGCAUAUAGACCACCUAGUGGAGAAAAAUGGAGUAAAGGAGAUAAGUUAAGUGACCCCUGUUCAAGCCGAUGGGAUGAAAGAAGCUUGUCUCAGAGAUCCAGAUCAUGGUCCUAUAAUGGAUAUUAUUCAGACCUUAGUACAGCAAGACACUCUGAUGGCCACCAUAAAAAACGCAGAAAAGAAAAAAAGGUUAAGCAUAAAAAGAAAGGGAAAAAGCAGAAACACUGCAGAAGACACAAACAAACAAAGAAGAGAAGGAUUCUUAUACCGUCUGACAUAGAAUCCUCAAAAUCUUCCACUCGAAGAGUGAAAUCCUCUUGUGAUAGAGAAGGGAGUUCUCGUUCUUUCUCAUUAUCGUCUCAUCACUCAUCAAAGAGAGACUGGUCUAAAUCUGAUAAGGAUGUCCAGAGCUCUUUAACCCAUUCCAGCAGAGACUCAUACAGAUCAAAAUCUCACUCACGGUCUUAUUCUAGAGGAAGCUCAAGAUCAAGGACUGCGUCAAAGUCCUCAUCACAUUCUCGAAGUAGAUCAAAGUCCAGAUCUAGUUCCAAGUCUGGUCACCGAAAGAGAGCAUCAAAAUCACCAAGAAAAACAGCUUCUCAGUUAAGUGAAAAUAAACCAGUUAAAACAGAACCUUUAAGAGCAACCAUGGCACAAAAUGAAAAUGUAGUAGUACAACCAGUUGUAGCAGAAAAUAUUCCUGUAAUACCACUGAGUGACAGUCCCCCCCCUUCAAGAUGGAAGCCUGGACAGAAACCUUGGAAACCGUCUUAUGAGCGAAUUCAGGAAAUGAAAGCUAAAACAACCCAUUUGCUACCCAUCCAAAGCACUUACAGUUUAGCAAAUAUUAAAGAGACUGGUAGCUCAUCAUCCUACCAUAAAAGAGAAAAAAAUUCAGAAAGUGAUCAGAGCACUUACUCAAAAUACAGUGAUAGAAGUUCAGAAAGCUCACCAAGGUCAAGGAGCAGAUCUUCUAGGAGUAGAUCUUAUUCCAGAUCAUAUACAAGAUCACGUAGUCUAGCUAGUUCACAUUCAAGGUCUAGGUCUCCAUCAUCUAGAUCUCAUUCACGAAAUAAAUACAGUGAUCAUUCACAGUGUAGUAGAUCAUCUUCAUAUACUUCUAUUAGCAGUGAUGAUGGAAGGCAAGCUAAGAGGAGACUUAGAUCCAGUGGGAAAAAAAAUAGUGUUUCACAUAAAAAGCAUAGCAGCAGCUCUGAAAAGACACUUCACAGUAAAUAUGUCAAAGGUAGAGAUAGGUCUUCGUGUGUGAGAAAGUAUAGCGAGAGCAGAUCGUCUUUAGAUUAUUCUUCAGACAGUGAGCAGUCAAGUGUUCAGGCCACACAGUCAGCCCAGGAAAAAGAGAAGCAGGGCCAAAUGGAAAGAACACAUAGUAAACAAGAAAAAAACAGAGGUGAAGAAAAAUCCAAGUCUGAACGGGAAUGCCCUCAUUCAAAAAAAAGAACUUCGAAAGAGAAUCUUUCUGAUCACCUUAGAAAUGGCAGUAAGCCCAAAAGGAAGAAUUAUGCUGGUAGUAAAUGGGACUCUGAGUCAAAUUCAGAACGAGAUGUAACUAAAAACAGUAAAAAUGAUUCCCAUCCAUCCUCUGACAAGGAGGAAGGUGAGGCCACAUCCGAUUCUGAAUCAGAGGUUAGUGAAAUUCACAUCAAAGUCAAACCCACAACCAAGUCGUCCGCAAAUACUUCACUGCCUGAUGAUAAUGGUGCUUGGAAAUCAAGCAAACAGCGCACAUCAACUUCUGACUCUGAGGGGUCCUGUUCCAAUUCGGAAAACAAUAGGGGAAAGCCACAAAAGCACAAACAUGGGUCAAAGGAAAAUCUUAAAAGAGAACACACCAAAAAAGUGAAAGAGAAAUUGAAAGGGAAAAAAGACAAAAAGCACAAGGCUCCAAAACGAAAGCAAGCAUUUCACUGGCAGCCUCCACUAGAGUUUGGUGAAGAGGAGGAGGAGGAGAUUGAUGACAAGCAAGUUACUCAGGAAUCAAAAGAGAAAAAAGUUUCUGAAAACAGUGAAACCAUAAAAGAUAAUAUUCCAAAAACUGAGAAAUCCAGUGAAGAGGACAACCUUUCAGGUAAACAUAAUACAGUGACUGUUUCAUCAGAUCUUGAUCAGUUUACUAAAGAUGAUAGUAAACUCAGUAUUUCUCCCACAGCUUUAAAUACGGAGGAAAAUGUGGCCUGUUUACAAAACAUUCAGCAUGUUGAAGAAAGUGUUCCCAAUGGAGUGGAAGAUGUGCUUCAAACAGAUGACAACAUGGAGAUCUGUACUCCUGAUAGGAGUUCCCCAGCAAAGGUAGAGGAGACUUCCCCUCUAGGAAAUGCACGGCUUGACACCCCAGAUAUAAACAUUGUUUUGAAGCCGGAUAUGGCAACGGAACAUCCUCAAGCAGAGGUAGUAAAACAGGAAAGCAGCAUGUCCGAAAGUAAAGUGUUGGGUGAAGUGGGGAAACAGGACAGCGGCUCUGGUAGCUUGGCUAGUGCUGGAGAAAGUACCGGGAAGAAGGAGGUGGCUGAGAAGAGCCAGAUCAACCUCAUUGAUAAGAAAUGGAAGCCCCUGCAAGGUGUGGGGAACCUGGCAGCACCUACUGCUGCCACAUCCAGUGCUGUGGAAGUUAAGGUGUUGACCACUGUGCCUGAAAUGAAACCACAAGGCUUGAGAAUAGAAAUUAAAAGCAAAAAUAAAGUUCGGCCUGGGUCUCUCUUUGAUGAAGUAAGAAAGACAGCACGCUUAAACCGUAGACCAAGAAAUCAGGAGAGUUCAAGUGAUGAGCAGACGCCUAGUCGGGAUGAUGACAGCCAGUCCAGGAGUCCAAGUAGAUCUCGAAGUAAAUCUGAAACCAAAUCAAGACACAGAACAAGGUCUGUCUCCUAUAGUCACUCAAGAAGUCGAUCGAGAAGUUCCACAUCAUCUUAUCGAUCAAGAAGCUACUCUAGAAGUCGGAGCAGAGGAUGGUACAGCAGAGGCCGAACCAGAAGCCGGAGCAGUUCCUACCGGAGUUACAAAAGUCACAGGACGUCCAGCAGGAGCAGAUCCAGGAGCAGCUCAUAUGAUCCCCACAGUCGAUCCAGCAGGUCCUACACCUACGAUAGCUACUAUAGCAGGAGUCGGAGUCGAAGUAGAAGCCAGAGAAGUGACAGUUACCACCGAGGCAGAAGUUAUAAUCGGCGGUCCAGGAGUUGUAGAUCUUAUGGCUCUGACAGUGAAAGUGACCGAAGUUACUCUCAUCACCGGAGCCCCAGUGAGAGCAGCAGAUAUAGUUGAAAACGUCCGAAUACAAAUUAUAUCUUAUUUGUAAAUAUCUGGCAACUUAAAAGCUUAAGAAACUUAAUGACAGUCUGUUGUUCUAUUUCAGUAUCAGAGGUGAAUUUCAAAAAUAGACACUUCUUAAUUGUUACUGGUUCAUUUACAUGUGGGGAGAAGAAUUUAAAAUACAGAUAUGUCUCCUAAAAAUAUUUUUAUGCCACAUUUUACAGUAGCCAACUAUGGAAAUGAACUUCAUUUUCUUGAAUCAAGAAAUCGUGAAAUUUAUCUAUGUAUAAUUUGCAAUAUUAUUUUAAGUCUAUUUCACUCUAUCUCACGUAUCCCUUAGAAUACAGAUUCUUUUUGCCUGUUUUUCCAGUUUUAGCAUAUAUGCUGCCAAGCAUAGAACUGUGAAGGAGAACUGUUAAAGGCGGCCAAAUAUUUAUAUACUGAUUACAUAGAGUCUUGUACAUAUGUGCUCUAAAAACAAACCACCCAGAAUUGAUACUGUUGGUAACCAGGAGUAUAAGGCAGUGGCUCUGGGGGGUUCUUAAUUCAUUCCUAACUUCUUUGAUACUUCACAGGAUUAGGAAAGUAGUCAUCAUACAUCCCAUACAGUCUGUAUUACUUCAGGCUUGUGGGCAAGGUUUAGGAAGAAUCAAUCAGCCUUAACUAUAAAUACCUGCACUGUCUCUGAGGACUUACUAUUUUAUGUUCUUUUUAAUCAAUACCGAUCAGAAGUUUAGGUUAUAAAAACAAUUCUACUUCAUGCUUUGGUGCUUGGUAAUUUUUGGUGCAUCUUUAAGCAUUACUCUUAUAUAUCAUAUAUUAAAAUACCAUAAAAGAGAAAAAUGAAAUUCAAAAAAAUCACUGGCACCAAAAAUGGUUUAUUCUGAGCUGUCUUCACUUUGACUAUUUGGGGGGCUUCUCUCAAGUACAGAUGUGGGUUGGGGUCCCCUGGAGCAGGCAGGAUUGGCAGUAGGAGAUACUGGCCACUCAAGUCUACUGCGUGUGUGUGCCUCUGGAAGAGUGAAGAAUGGACUUCAAAAGUAACAUCAAAAAUCUAACUGCCACCAUCCUGGAGACAUUUUGCAGGGCUUUCCUUUCAAGUCUUUCAAGUACAGGAUAUUACCACAACAGCAGCUGAACUGUUGUAACCAGCAUGUUUUUCCUGUUUCCACUGUGACCUGCAGCUGACUGAAAGCCUUGCAUGACCUGACCCAGGUGCAAGAGACAGGGGAAGAGGGAUAGAGGGUAUAGCAUAAAUUAUAUAUUUUCAUGGCUUUGGGUGGUUCCUCCAAAAAUAAUUGGACCUGUAAAAACGUGUGUGUGUGUGUGUGUGUGGUUUUUUUUUUUUAAUCUUUACUUUGAAUUUGUUCCCCAAGUGUACUUAAUCACCUUAGUGCCAGUUUAAUCCAGUUAUGCAGAAGAAAUUCAUAUUGGUUGCCUGAUGUAGAACUCAGCACCACCCUACCACAGGCCUUGUCUGGUGUAUUUGGGAAGUGGAAAAGAGCCCUCAGUUGGAGGGAGCUGACAACCCUUGGUGGAGGGAGGGUGCCCUUGAAUGUAUUAAAACUAUCACCCAAAGAAGGUAUGAAAACAGGGUAAGGUGGUCAGUUGUUUGCCAGGUCGAUAGACAGAAGUACAUUAGAAAACAGGACUUAGGCCAAACAAACAAUACUGGAUACUGAAUACAAAACAGUAUGAUUUAUAUUAAAGGUUUCCAAAGGUUGCCUGCAAAGGAGAAUAUUACUACUAGUCAGCAGGAAAAAAAUGCAUUCAGAACCCAAGCAGAAACUCCCAAAUGUAAUUAGGUUAAGAAAAGUUACCCUCGGGCAGUGUAUUAGUUUUCUAUUGCUGUGUGACAAAUUACCCCAAAUUUAGCAGUUUAAAAAACAACACCCACAGCAGUUCUGUAGCUCAUGAGUCUGGCACAGUGUGGCUGGAUUCUCUGCUCAGGGUCUUACAAGGCUGAAAUAAGGGUUGGCAGGACAACAUUCCUUCAUGGAGGCUCUGAGGAAGAAUCUGCUUCUAAGUUCAUUCAGGUUGUUGGUGGAAUUCAGUUCUUUGCUGGCUCUCAGCUGGGGGCCCCUCCGUCACCUCAAGGUUGCCUGCAUUCCUUCUUAUGUGGUCCCCUCCAGCUUCAAACCAGCCUUCCUGCUCUUUCUCAUGCUUCAGAUCUCUCUCCCGUCCUCUGUUUUAGGGGCAUAUGAUUAGCUCAAGCCCACAGAUAUAUUUUAAGGUUGAUUGUGCUAUAGAACAUAAUUGCAGGAGUACUAUCUCAUCUCAUCAUAUUCACGGGUUCCGGAGAUUAGCUCACUGAAAGGGGGAGGGGCAUUUUCAAAUUCUGCCUACCACAGGCAAUAACUGCCCAUCUCAGCUGUAGGUGGAACUUUAUCCAGAAAAGAUAGGCCCUAGAAGCCUCAUUUCUUUUCUCCAUGGAAAAGGAUAGCCCUCUGCUGCAGCAUUCAACUUGUGUGUUUACUGACUGAGUGAACUACAGAAAUAGCUUUUCUUCCUAAAGGGGAUUGUUCUACAUUUUGAAGUUAUUUUUUAAUAAAAUUGAAUUAUGUUGUGUAUUGUGCUUAAUAGGAAAUUCAUUAUUGGACUGUUUUUGUAACAUCCUGUUUAUUGCAAAUAGCUACUAUCGUUCAAAAACUGUAUUAAAUACUUUUGUACAUAUUAGCAAUGUCUAAUUUGUAUACACUUCAGUUAAAUUUCCCUAAAACUUGAAAGGGGACCUUGUAGAAAUUAAAAUAUAUACUUAGUCUGA
Messenger RNA from Pongo pygmaeus (Bornean orangutan), 9951 nucleotides. RefSeq names its product natural killer cell triggering receptor (gene NKTR). Gene Ontology annotation, biological process: protein peptidyl-prolyl isomerization; protein folding. Gene Ontology annotation, molecular function: peptidyl-prolyl cis-trans isomerase activity; cyclosporin A binding. The coding region runs from base 3561 to 7199 and encodes 1212 amino acids. The record is from RefSeq and is a predicted model, not a curated record. Lineage: Eukaryota; Metazoa; Chordata; Mammalia; Primates; Hominidae. The transcript has 13 exons. Gene Ontology annotation, cellular component: mitochondrion; cytoplasm.